AUGAAGUGUAUUAUGUGUAUUUUGUUGGUUUUUCAUAUCAAUGAUAUUUCAGGUCAAACACUGAUACUAACAGGAGACUCGCCCUAUGCUAUUCUCGGUCACCCUUUUAAAUGGUGGUGUAAUGGGAAAGCGUAUCCCGGCGCUGCAGAAGGGAUAGCCUUUGAGUUAAAUGGCACUUCCAUAUAUGGUCCCAGAUCAACAGUUACCAUAAAUCCGUCAAAACACAACAUAUUUGUGAAAGAAGGAAGUGAAGUAAAGUUAACAUGUACUGCUUCCUGUUUGCCGGUUUGUUCAUUCAGAUGGUUGAAAGACGGAAUUUCAAUAGCCAAUUCAUCCAAGCUCGAAUUGAAGAAUGUUCAAGAUAAAGAUACUGGUAGUUAUCUCUGUCAAGCCAGUAAUAUAGUCAAUACCAGUAGCACAAGUAUUUAUAUACAGGUACUUGAUGAACCACUACCACCACGAGAUUUAAAGCACGUCUUUUCUACAUCUGAUACAAUAUGUUUAGUUUGGAGGGCAGGGGACGAUGGUGGUGCAAGUCAAUUAUUUCACGUCGAAAUAGUGAAAAAACCACCAGAUCCUUCUACGCCUCUGAACUGGAAACCGGUUGGAGAUGAUGUUGACGAACCUCUGAAUGGUGGUCCAGUCACUUCCUGUUUACAUGACCUUGACACUUCAACAUCGUACUAUUUCCGAGUUUAUGCAAGUAAUGUACAUCACAUUGGGAACUCAUCUUUGUCGUUAAAAGCAUCCACUUCAGAUCCGAACAUCAAUGGAUUAUCUUUUAGCUCUGGAUUAGGAUUAGGUGUAGUUUUAGGAUUAGGACUGGUAAUUUUGGGUUUAUUUCUGGGAAUUUGUAUCAUUAUAAAGCAUAACAAACAAAAACACCGUAUCUACGAUGAUUCAGAUGGUACACCUUUGGUCAAAAAUGAUCACCCCGGAUGA
This is a messenger RNA of Lottia gigantea (owl limpet), 942 nucleotides long. RefSeq lists its product as hypothetical. Lineage: Eukaryota; Metazoa; Mollusca; Gastropoda; Lottiidae. Gene Ontology annotation, molecular function: protein binding. The coding region runs from base 1 to 942 and encodes 313 amino acids. The transcript has 6 exons. The record is from RefSeq and is a predicted model, not a curated record.